GAAAAAUUUAUUACUGACCAAAAGAAAAGAACCCAUCGGAUUGGCCGUGCCAUUAUUAAAGAAAUCCGGGGGGGAACUGAAGAACAUCCAGAAGGACUAGGCACCCAAGCCAUUAAAUUAUUAUUUGAACUAGUACCUGAAUUUAGUAAAAUAACUAAAAUUGAUAUUAAAUCUUGUUAUGCUAAUAUUAUGAGGGAUUAUCCUUUGCCGUGUGGCAGUCCGGAGUUAGUAACUGAUCCGCAGGUGAUAGGGCAAAAAUUAAAAGAGGGCAAAGAGGGAUUUGUGAGUUUCUAUGCUCGACAAGAUGCGGUGAUAAAAAAUAAUCAAAUUCCUUUUUUACCUGAUAGCGAUGAUGGAAAAGUAAGAACCAAAUUAAGACCUUACCAUUUUUUACAUACUAAAUUAUUAAAAGUUUUUAAUCACCAAUAUGAUAAAUUUCUUAAUUAUUGUAAAGAAAUAAAAAAAGUUGAUGAGAAAAAGGGCAAGAUGUUGAUUAAUAGUCUAAAUGGAUAUUUGGGUAAAAAUAAUUUUGGCGGUUAUCAUUAUCAUCCUUUCAACUUAGCAGUAAUUAAUUUGGCUAUUUUAAAGGCCUACUAUCUUUAUCGACAAUUCCUGCCUCAAAAUGUCUUGGCCAUUAGGAGUGAUUGUAUUUAUGUGAAAGGGGAAUUGCCCGAAAAGAUCUUAAAACAGGCAGAUAAACAUCAUAUUACUAAGUAUCAGCAAGUAACCUUUUUUGGGGAAGAAAAUAUUUUUAUUCAUGAUACUCAGGAAUUGAAAGCCCGUCUUGUUAAUGACCCAUCUGCUCGGGAAAAACUAAUUUGGAAAGUAAAAACCAUCCUCCAAGGAUUAGACCAAGAACUAAAAAACUCUUGCCAAAAAGCCGGUUGUCCGCCUACUUGUCGGCAGAUACCUACUUUACCUCAAAGAGUUUUAACUCAGUUAAAAAUUAUGGAAAAUCAAGAUGAUUGA
This is a messenger RNA of Racocetra fulgida, 969 nucleotides long. The record is from the annotation of a GenBank genome assembly. NCBI's taxonomy places the organism in Eukaryota, Fungi, Glomeromycota, Glomeromycetes, Diversisporales, Gigasporaceae.